UCGAUUGUUUUGCAAACACGGCAUUUGGUUAGUGAAAACGUCCUUGUGUAAAUUCGCGAUUUUUCAUAGAAAUUGACUCUGUUUGUGCAUUUUGAGUGAUUAUUUAGUGCCCCAUAAUGACUGAGAAGCUCCUGAAUUUGAUGAUCAAGCAUAAAUCCACGCCGGAUGACUUCCCGAGUUGGCUUUUCACCAUGAUUGAGAAACACAGCGAGGAACUAAGCAUGGAAGACUUUGCCAUUUACUUUCUCAAUUUGAUCAAGACACAGACGGAAGAGAUUACACGGAGUGCACCAUCUGUGACGACGACGCCGAGGAAAAGUCCCGGAAAUGCUGAUAGUUUAGCGGAAAAUUUCCCAUCGUUGAGUAGCACGCAACAAACUCUGCACGAAACGACGUCCAUGUGCCUGGAGACGCGGGAAAUUCGCACGAGUACCCCGAUAAAAUCUCCUGGUUGGGGGAAUUCCGUCGGCAAUCAGAGCAGCACCCCCAACUCCAGGAAGACGUACAGUCGAACAAUUUGCCUGGCGGACUUUUUGAUGUCGCCGCAGGAGCCACGAGGGCGGAAGAACAAAGCCACGCAGCACGCGAGAACGAUGUCUGCGGAUCAGGUGAAACCCAAACGACGCGUGGUACCACUGAGUGUGCCAAAGAAUCCACCUGCCAAUGAGCAAUUCCUCACUUCGUCCUUUCGGAGUGACAACAACCUGGAAACUCUGAUGCGACAGCAACAGGAGCUGGAACGUACUGAGGGCCGGGAGGAUGAGCGGUUCCUCCUGAAGAUGCACAAAGAUCUCAUAAGUCAGGAUUUUGAGAGUGAAAAACUUGAUUCUCGGAGUUUAGAACCCGUAAAAUCGCAGAAGGUUACCAUCGAUUUGUCGGCUGUUACGAAUUCCCAAACAUUAAAUCUCUUUGCAUGCAUUUACUCCACACUCAUUGAUUGGAAUUUAAUGACGAAUGUUCUCUCUGAGCUGGCAUUCCUGCUAAAUCUCCUCAAUGCGGAUUUUGUAACAAACAACAACGAUGUAGGAAAUCGUCCCCAUGAAGUUUUCAAAAGUGCCAAUAACUGUGUCUUCUUUGCCUUUGGAGUGUUGAAUAGGCAAAGGAAGCUCCUGGCACUGCUGGAUGCUCCAACAAUACGAAUUCUUCUGGACUAUGAGCGAAUCUCUCAACUCCAGGAGAGUCUUCAUAAGUUUCUCACAUCAGUACAUCGGCACAAGGUGCAGCUGAUCUCCUCACAGAGAGCUAAUGAGGGUCUGGGGAAUGUUUCAGUGGGUCAGGGGAAUGUCUUUUAUCAGCAGGAAAAUGACACGAGGGAAAAUUUCCCAUCUGCAAAGGAAUUUGCAGCAUUUAAGAAUCAACGCGAUGGCUUCUAUACGAUCCUCAAGGCGUGGGAGGUGAAUCACUUGAAUGCCACGUGGGAUUUCUCACGAGGCUUAGCGCCAAAGGUACGACAGCUCCUGGCUCAGCUACCACUACCUGUGAAUAUGGCACAUCUGGCUAAACUCUUCACAGCGCAACUGAUCAUCUCCUGUAGCCAUGAGGAUGCAGUGUCACAGCUACAGGAUGAUCUGGGUGCUAAUGUUGACAUUGGGAAGCUCUCUAAGCUCAGCCAGAGACUCACAGCACCUGGACAUUCGAGUGCAGAACUACAAUUUCCAGGGGUUCAGGUGUUUUUCAGGGAUUUCAUUAUUGCCGCUGAAGGAUGCUGCGUAUUUGUUGAGCAGCUGAAAUUUGCUCUUAUUGCUGAACUCACGGAACUCAAUGAUGCACCCUUUGAGACAAUCAAUUUCUCCAGUUCCGAAGAGAAUCUCAAUGAAUUCAAUGAUGUUGUCAUUUUUGGGAUGUUCUUGCAGGUAAACCCGGAUAAAAUCUCAACAAUGCGAACCUUGGCCAAAUUCCUGGGUUUUACAAUGUCACGACCCUUUCCGUAUGAGAAUGGACGGAAUAGCGUUGUGGACAGUCAACAAAUUGCCCUGAGAAACAGUCUCCAGCCACAAUUUGAUGUGAAGAAAAUCCUCCUUAAUGCAAUGGAGGAGAAUAAGCUCCUUGUUACAAUUCCUUGGCUUGUGGAGUAUCUGUCAAUGCUGGAUCACGUUACGAUGCAAUUGGACUACUACAGGAGUCUCAUGGAUCUCCUGUAUAAGCUUCAUGUGAACCUAGGACUGGGGAAGCUACACCUUACACCAACGUGCCUCUUUAUCCUUCGCCUCUGCCUUGGAUGGCUCUUUGACCGUCCAAAUAUCCUUGCGGAUGACUACUAUGACUACCGGCGGAGGCAGAGGGUACCAUUGGGGAGAAAUCCGGGAAAUCGCAUUAAAAAUGGACGCCGGGAGAAUGAAAGAAGUCUCCUGAGGACUCUCACACCAACCCUCGAGGCCAUUCUCAAUGCUGCCUGUCCCUUCCUCGGGGACUUUAGGUUAUCUGUGAUGCCCACGAGAGACACAAAAACAGUCUCACGCACAGGGAGGUACCGACACAUCACAACGAAACUAACAACGGAGUCACCGAAGAAGAAAUCCUCAAGUCAGGAUGCACAAAAGCUGCUCAUUGAUGCAUUUCUGCAAUCUCAAAGUCCCUCAAUGCGGAAGAUUGUGGAUUUUGUCACAGAGCGCGUUACAUCGGCUGCCAUAAAGAAUUUCCAGGUACUCUACUUCCUGGAUAUCAGGAAGGGAACACAGAAGGAAGUCCGAGAGAUUCAGGAAGACGAUCAUGAGGUUAUUUUGAAGUGUCUCCAUCGAAUCUACGGCGAGGCACAGGAGAAGCUGAAUAAAGCCUGGGAUGACAGUGUACCUGUCAUGAUUGCAGAGAGGGUAAUAGGAGCCCUAGACGCCCUCCUGGCCAUUGAAACCCCGGAUGCUGUGAAGAAAACCUGCGGGGAUAUUGUGAAGCAGCGUUGUUUGGCCAGAGCUGAGGACUGGAGGACGCUGCAUUCCAAAGAAAUGAGCUUCUUGCAUGAUGAUUUGACCGUGGAAGCCAUAAAAAUUGCCAAGAAUAUCCAUUCAGCGCAACAAGGAGGUGCCGCUGAGAUGAAGAUUGACAUCUCUGGGCCACUUCCGUCGGAUGUCUUUGAGAAGCUCCAGCAGUUCCUGCAUACAGCUUCAAUGAAACCAUCUGAGCUUUCAGGUGAAGCUCUUCUACAGUGGCUGGAGGACCUCAAAAACUGCCUGGCGAUCAACACAUUCGUGCCUCAGAUCUACAAAACAGCAGCAUUUAUGCUUCACGAGCUGAUGCAGAUCACAAUCAACCAGAGAUGUGAUUUGGUGUCACAGGAAGUUAUCCAAGGUGCCAUAGCAUGUUGGCAGCAGCCAGUUGUUGCUCCCUUUGUUACUCCACCACCAAAGCUUGACGCUGAAGAGGCAAAGAGCUACGUCUUUGCUCAUCUCUUCCACAUUCUCAACAUUGAAAAUAUCUCUAGAAAAUCACCGGAAGUUCAGCGGAAAUUCCUCCAUUUCCUCACAUCACUCAUUCGUGCUGGCUUUGUGAGUCAGCACAACCUCUUAAAGCAAACUAAAAAUACCAAUAAGUGGCCAGAAGAAGCCAAGCAAUUCCUCUCGAGGAUCUCAAAGGAAAUCUUAGGGGAUAAUUCAAAGAAACUUGCAUGCCAUGGUGGAGAUUGCGAUGCAGAUGACCUCGCGAAUAUUGUACCUGAUCUGCAUUUGUAGGUCUUGUAGAGAAAUUAAUUUUACAUUUUUUAUUGAGAGAAUAAAAAUAUUUUAAUUGUAAUAAAAUU
This is a messenger RNA of Lutzomyia longipalpis, 3730 nucleotides long. It is a transcript of the gene dlt, whose product is annotated as protein disks lost. The record is from RefSeq and is a predicted model, not a curated record. The coding region runs from base 117 to 3662 and encodes 1181 amino acids. The transcript is spliced from 6 exons. Gene Ontology annotation, cellular component: nucleus. Gene Ontology annotation, biological process: chromatin organization. Lineage: Eukaryota; Metazoa; Arthropoda; Insecta; Diptera; Psychodidae.